Messenger RNA from Striga asiatica, 1999 nucleotides. Lineage: Eukaryota; Viridiplantae; Streptophyta; Magnoliopsida; Lamiales; Orobanchaceae. The record is from the annotation of a GenBank genome assembly.
UGGCAACGCAUUUAAAAUUUUCAGAUCUAUUUUCAGCAAGAUCCAUCUUUUAGCAUUUGCCCAAUCCAUUUCUAGAUAGCUUCGUUUUAACCUUUUGGAAACUUACAUAUCGCCAGAAAUUUAUCCCCUUCCCUGUAAUAUUUUAUUCGCAUUACCUUUUCGUGGAGCUUAAUCAUAAGCCACAGUUAUUUAUAAGAGUCAAAAAGCCGACUUUUUUUUUUCGCAUCAUUUGAAGGAGAGUUCUUUCAGGGAUACUCGAAUACCAGUCGAUCCAAGAGUCACCAUGUUCAAGCACUCGCCACGUAGGAACAACAGAAACAAAGGGAUAAAAGUUAAGCACGUGCUCCAAAUAGGCCUCCUUCUUGGAAUUUGCUUCUGGCUGCUUUACCAAGUCCAGCAAUCACACAACAAAAAGGGGGACAACCCGAAAAUCUCGACAAAGCUAGAAAACGAGCCUAACGGCAUAAAGCUCGGGAGAAAGGAUCUCAAUCCCAAGACUGAAAUCAAUGAGGAGGAUGAGAAGGAGAAAGAGGUGGAGCAAAAUGUGCAUUUUGAUGGUGAGAGAGAAAAUGCAGUGAGAGAAGAUGAAGGGAGUAAUGCGGCGAAUGAGGAGAGGACAGGUGGCGAGGAGAAGGAAAGUAAUGAAGGGAGUAAGGAAGAGGAAGGUGGAGAGAGAGUCAAGGAGAUUAGUGAAAAUGGAGAUGAUGCGAAUAAUGAAGGGGAUAGUUCUGAGAGUAAAAUUGAGGAGACAACGGGAGAGAACGAGAUUACAGAAAACAAUAGUGAAGAAGUUGCGGGAGAAAAUGAGGGAACAGAGAGCAAGAGUGAAGAGAUUACAGAGAGCAAGAAUGAAGAAGAAAAUGUGGGGGCUGAGAAUAGUAAUGGAGAAACUGGGGAAAACAAGGAAGAAGUUAUAGAGAACAAGAAUGAGGAAAUUACGGGAGAAACUGUGGGAAAUGAGAGCAAGAAUGAAGAAAUUGGGGAGAACAAGAAUGAAGCUGCUGCUACUGGAGAAAAUGUGGGGGAAGAGAACAAGAAUGAAGAAAUUGCAGAGAACAAAAAUGGAGAAAGUGACAGCAAGCAGAACAACAACGAGGAAAUGGCAGAAAAUAAGAAUGAAGAAAGAAAAGGAGACGGUGAGAACACGGAGACCAAGAAUGAGGAAAUUAAAGGAGGGAGUGAUAAUAUGGAGAACAGUAGCGAGGAAAAUAGAGGAGAGAAGGAGAGCAAAGAAAACAAAGGUGAUGCUGCAGGAGAGAAUGAGAAUAAAACUUCAGAGAAAACGGAAGAAAAUGGGAAGGAAGAGGACGAAAAUAAAGAAAACUCCAAGGACCACGAGAAUAAAGAGAACCAGAGUGAAGCUUCACAGCCGAACCUUACAGAAGGCGAGAGAGAGAAAAACAAUGGCCAAGAAGAGAGCAAAGAAGGUGACAAAACCGCUCACGAGGAGAACAACCAUGUUGAGAAGCAGAAAGACAGUGAUGAUCAAAUUAGAAAUGAACAAACUAACGAGGGCACCAAGGAAGAGAAUGGUUCGGGUCAAAGUGUAGCCAAUGGCCAAGAAGAGUCUAAUGAUAACAGCAUCCAUAAUUCAGAGUCGACCAAUGAGAACGAGCACAAUCAUGAUUCUUCAGAUGAACCAAAUGGAGGUAAUGGCGAUUCCAGCCAAAGCCAAAACGAAAAAUCUGGAGAAGAUGAAAAGGAGAAGACUGAGAAAUCCGGUAGCAGUGAUGAGAACGUGGAAGGAAGUUCGACUCCAACGACGAGUGAGAAUGUUGAGAACAAUCCGGAAACUUCAACUGAGAAAACAACCUCGUUUACAGACAGUAAUGGCAGUGAUGAUGUGAGCGGAACUCAGGCGGAAGUUUCUUCUUCCGAACAUGAACAGGUAGACUCAUCCACCUCACUUCUUCCUCAAGAAGAGACGAAUGCCCGUACAGACUUGGAUACUCUUCCAGAAGUGGGAAAUGAUGCUAACAGCCAUGAGGCAACUGCCUAG